UCAUGCAUAAACUUGCUGUUUUGAGGAAAAAAUACAUUGAAAGUGAACUAGAAGCUGCAAGGAGAUGGUCUCACAAAUGGGGAUUCUUGAAGACACCACCUGAAGAGUUGAUUGAAGAUGAAAAGAAAGAAAAUACAAAGCCCAAGAUACAGCUUCCAGAACAUCUGCAGGUUCGACCUGUGACACCUGUGGAAAAAUACAUUAAGGUGAUUCCAUCUCCUCCAGUACCUAAGACUACCCAGGGAUUUAUUGGCUGGAGAUCAGCUGUUCCAGGGUUGGAACUUGAAUGUGGUUUUCAAAUCCAAAGCUGCAAAGGUACCUUUUCUAAGGAUUUGAAGUGGCCAUGUGAGCCCUCGGACUGACAUUGAGAAAUAACAGUUAGGCACACAGAUGGAUUUGCAUCCCUAAGUUAACGUUUUAUAGAGAGCUGUUGUACCAUUAAACAUUUAUGCUUUAAAAAUGAUUUAUGUAAACAUCCACAAUCAUUUUCGUAAGGUGCGAACAAUUUUGAUGUAGCAUUUUACUUGUUACUGUUUUUUUUUAAAUCUGUGGCAUCCAUGCUGUUAACACUGCUUCAGGUUGACUUAGAAAUAACGAUGAAUAAACUCAUAUAAAGAUCACAGAGCAGGUACUACUUUUAUUAGCAUUAGUAAGACUAUGAUUUUAAAAUAUUUAUUGGAAGUCUUUAAAAAACUUGUUUCGUAGGGACAGAGUACAUUUAUGUAAUUGUUUCACCAUGAAAGCCUCCAUUCAGAUUGUUUCAUAGCAGCUUUUUCAAACAUAAAUAGACUGCCGUGUUCCUGACAGUCCUACCCUGCUGCUCAUUCCCAAUUCAUCACUUACCAGUAUUGGAAUCUGUGUUUAGAAUUAGUUUUCAAUCGGCACUCUGAGCUGGCCCACUGUUGAGUUGCUCAAGUGUCUGUGCUAGAACAAAAGCAUCUCUUUUGUACAGAAAGAGAAUGAGAAGAGGCAGAGAAGAGUAGCAGGCAUGACUUAAAUUGGCUCAGGCUGCUGUAGAACUGCAUCCUUGCUUUUGUAAAUAAGCUUUCCUCAUUAAAAAGCAAAACAAAGAAACAACACCUGCAGAAAAGAUAACUAUCAGGCUUCAUCAUAGCGUGUCCACUGCAGCUUGAAAAAAACAGGUAAAUCACAAGUAUAGUUAAGUCAUAACAAUUAAAAGCAUUCUUAAUUAAAAGAAUUUUAAAAAUUAAUUAAAAGUGUUCUGUGUGCUUUACAGGAAGUUUGUGUAGUUACACACAUAAGUAAUUGAGUAGUUCCCAGUGCAGCUGUUGGAUUGGUAUAAAUAAAGCAUACAAAGGCCACAGAGACACAAAGUCACUUUCAAAAAUCAGUUUUGGUAUCAAAACAGGUUUUUUUCAAUUAGCUGAUCAGAAUGCAAAUGCGUUACAUUGCUUCAAUUUGUUUAUACCAGUAUUUAUAUCAACCAGGACUGGUGAAAGACUCAGAAGUUGCACUGGGAGUUACUGGUGUAGCGAUCUCACUGCACUCCAUUACCUACCUGAAGGUUUGCCAGUGCUUUUGGAAACUCAGAAGGAGACUCAUUUAGUUGUCGCAACUAUUUGCAAGAUAUAGUUCUAGUUGGCUAACAUGUUUAAAUAGAAGAUUGUUUAAACAAGAGCCUCCAAGAAAUCAACACAGGCAGCUCCUUCUAACUCCUUAUUACUUCAAGAGGAAAGACUUUCCUCUUUAAUCCUGCUGCAAGAUCUCCUUUGUAUUCUGCAGCUAUCAGUAUCUACUUCUUGAGUCAGCAGUAAGUCCUUGGCUUUCUUAGCAGUAGGUCAACAGCUAGUGUUUGUUCUUUCCUUCUUCCCAAGAAAUGACUCACAAUGAUCAACAUCCCACCUAUUUUUUUACAUCCAGUUCCAAAUGCCCACAAAAUAAUAAUAUUUACUUUUUCCAUAUUCUUUACAAAUAAUGAAGUGACUCAUAUCCUUUGGAAAGAUUACCCAAGAAUGAGAAUACAUAGCAUAAGUAACUUCAGACACAUUACUUAAAAACCAGAAUAAAGAAUAACUUGGAAUCAGACUCUGGAAAUUUAAACUAAAUUGCAGUUUAGCUACUAACUAUCAUGUGUGUAAACAGUUCUUCGAACAAGCAAGAUAAUUUAAGAACAAUAUUUUAAAUCGGUGUGCUUUCUUGUCAUUGCUAGGUUUGUAUCUAUUUAUUUUAAUCACAUGGUUCUUCAGUUUAAGGUCACGUAUAGAUCCUCUUAUUCUGGUCUGAUUUCUAUAAAGAGGUAUAGUCAAGAUUAAUCUGUAAUUUAGUAGCAACAAAAUUACAUGAAUUCAGGCCAAAUGAAA
This is a messenger RNA of Chroicocephalus ridibundus (black-headed gull), 2321 nucleotides long. It is a transcript of the gene CIMIP1, whose product is annotated as ciliary microtubule inner protein 1. The transcript is spliced from 4 exons. Lineage: Eukaryota; Metazoa; Chordata; Aves; Charadriiformes; Laridae. Bases 3 to 362 code for a protein of 119 amino acids. The record is from RefSeq and is a predicted model, not a curated record.